This is a messenger RNA of Callorhinchus milii (elephant shark), 2068 nucleotides long. RefSeq names its product protein ERGIC-53. Bases 89 to 1585 code for a protein of 498 amino acids. Gene Ontology annotation, biological process: endoplasmic reticulum to Golgi vesicle-mediated transport; endoplasmic reticulum organization; Golgi organization. NCBI's taxonomy places the organism in Eukaryota, Metazoa, Chordata, Chondrichthyes, Chimaeriformes, Callorhinchidae. Gene Ontology annotation, cellular component: COPII-coated ER to Golgi transport vesicle; Golgi membrane; endoplasmic reticulum membrane. Gene Ontology annotation, molecular function: D-mannose binding. The transcript has 13 exons. The record is from RefSeq and is a predicted model, not a curated record.
AAAACGACAGCCAAUGGGCUGGUGCCUGGUGGCUUUUGCCUGGAGCUGAGCUGAGCUGUGGGGUGGUGGUGGUGGCUCAGUGAGGAGCAUGGCAGCAGGGAGGGGGUGGUGGUGGUGGCUGGCAGUGGCUUGCCUGCUGCUGGCAGUGGCAGGAGCACCAGCCCAAGCCCAAGCCCAGAGUGGGGAGCUUCCUCACCGCAGGUUCGAGUACAAGUACAGCUUCAAGGGACCCCAACUGACUCUGGACGAUGGCACUGUCCGUUUCUGGACUCACUAUGGCAGUGCCCUCCCUAGCUCUGAGCGAGUCCGUGUUGCUCCUUCUUUACGCAGUCAGAAGGGCUCCAUUUGGACCCAGAACAAAGUUACUUUUGAAGACUGGGAAAUCGAGGUUGCCUUUCGGAUCAGCGGCCUGGGCAGGAUCGGUGCAGAUGGAUUGGCCAUAUGGUACACCAAAGAGAGGGGUCCGACAGGACCAGUGUUUGGAGCAAUGGACAACUGGGAUGGCGUUGGGAUCUUCUUUGACACCUUUGAUAAUGAUGAUGGUAAAAACAAUCCAAUCAUCCUCCUAAUGGAGAACAAUGGGAAACUCACCUACGAUCAUUCCAACGAUGGUAUAGCCCAGGGUCUGGGUUCAUGUAUCAGAGAUGUCCGGAAUAGUUAUCAUGCCGUCCGGGUAAAGAUAAGUUAUUACCGCAAGACGUUACAGGUUUAUCUAAAUCUGGGGAAUUCAGUGACCGACGAGAGUUAUGAGCUUUGCAUUCAGGUCAAAAACUUGAUCGUUCCUUCCGGAGGCUACUUUGGAGUUUCUGCAGCGACUGGAGGAAUUGCUGAUGAUCAUGAUGUUCUGUCAUUUGUCACGUUCAGCCUGACUGAACCUGGGAAACAGGAUCCCUCGAACCAGAUGCUCAACAAAGACCUGGAUGAGUAUCAAAAAGAGUAUGAACGCUUUGAGAAAGACCUUGAGAAACGCAAAGAUGAGUACCAAAAACAACACCCGGAGACACACACGCCAGAUGAGGAUGUAUUUGAGACACAGGGCCAACGGGAGUUACAGAUGGUGCUUGAUGGUCAGUCCGUGAUUCAAUCCGAGUUGAAGAGACUUGGGGAGAGGUUGAAAGUGAUGUUCGAAGGGCAGAAACAAAAUUCUGAGUUCAUCAGCCAUGCAGGCGGAAAGCGAUCCACAACUACAGUGGUAGGAGAAGCAGAACAGGGUGACGUUGGUUCCAAAAGCCUCGAGUCGAUGCUGAAAAAUCAGAAGGAGUUGGUUCGUCAAGUGCAGGAAAUGAGGACAAGCAUAGCAGACAUCAUUACCAAUGUGAAACUCCAUCAGAAGUCCUUAAAUGCUGAAAGUGCGGAACCCGGACACUUUCUUGAGAUAAAAGAACACAUUUACGUUGUGAAGAAAGAUGUUGACAGCCUAUUAAAAUUCAAGGCUCAACACAUCAACUGCCCAAAGGUUCCAUUAGUUCCACCCUGUACCUCAGCAGGACAUUUCCUAGUCUUUAUUGUUCUUCAAUCAAUAUUUGUCAUCUACUAUCUAAUGUACAGGAGUAAAAGACAAGCCGAUUUCAAGAAAUUUUUCUAAGAAAAUAUUGCAGCAAACUGCUUCAGGGCAACGAAAAAGCAAAGAUCUAUUUCUGGAGAGUUUUGCAAACAAAUUUCUGAAGCAAUUAUUUGCUUUAAGCUAUCUUAUAGAAGUGUUUUUUUUUACACUUCUGAGUGUUACAAGCCAAAUGAGUGGAUCGAAGAACAGGGUAAUAAAGUCACUGCUGUAAUCAUGAAACCAUUUGAUUUCAUACAGAAAACAUUAAUGUACUUGAAAGAUGUAAUUCAAUCCAGGGAGUUAUAAAACCAAAGUGAUUUAUUUCAUGUAAAACGUAGAUAGAAUUGAUUUUGAUAAAUGUACCAAGUGUUCAUAUUCUAAAGGGAUAGUGUUUUGUGGAAUUCUUAUCUUUUUAUUAAUUGGAAAAAGUCUAAUUUUUUAAUUUAUUGCAAUCUCCUGUAAAACAUUUGACUUUUCAGCUGAAUGUAUGAAAGAUGUACAGCAAAAUAAAUGGCAGAAGACAUA